Molecule: messenger RNA, 715 nt
Organism: Paramecium primaurelia
Lineage: Eukaryota; Ciliophora; Oligohymenophorea; Peniculida; Parameciidae
Source: the annotation of a GenBank genome assembly
AUGUACAACCUUCCUGAUAGUUUAAGCAAGAGAAUGGCUGGUAUUGGUUAUGGAUAAAAGUAAAUUUAUCCCAAAUACAUCGUAGACAUGAUUUCACUAAAUAUGUUAAAUAAGUUCCCACAUCAAAAAAAUAUGAUAUCAAGAAUUUUGCUGAAUUGAAUAUUGAAGAAAAGAAAGGAAUUUAAUCUGCUUUAGGCAGAGAAGAUAUUUGGCUUUAAGGAAUUUGGACAACUCUAACUAAAUUCACUCCAUCUCUAAAUCGUUAUUAAAUUCCAAGCAAAGUUAAAUGAAGAUAAAAGUUUACAUUUGGGUAAAGAACGCAAUCUUUUCAGAAAUUUAAUACUCUAGGUAUAUGAAUAAAGGAAUUAUCAAAAAAGGACCUGGCAAUUAUGAAUAUGAACAAGCUAUUAUAUCAAAAGGAGUUUAUCCACUCUCUAAAUUUCAGAAUUCAGAAGCAUUUAUCGUUGGAAAAGAUCAAGAAUGAUAUAAGACAUUAGGAGGUACAUUCUAAAAAUCUUCAUUAGUAAAUAAUUAUCCUGAACCAGGAAAAUAUUCACUGGAUAAUAUGAAUUCUUCUGGUAUAUACCCUAAGAAUGGGAUGAGAUCUGCAGUUUAAUAAACUUUUAUUAAGUCUAUAAGGAAAGGACCUUUUGAAAUAAAUAAAGUCACACCUGUUCCAGGAAGAUAUAAAAUGUUUUCAGAAUUUGAUUAAUGA